Molecule: messenger RNA, 204 nt
Organism: Dicrocoelium dendriticum
Lineage: Eukaryota; Metazoa; Platyhelminthes; Trematoda; Plagiorchiida; Dicrocoeliidae
Source: the annotation of a GenBank genome assembly
AUGGAACAUACUACUUCGUUUGGCCCUAGGGUUGUACCAAGCACUGACUUUUCAACAUCUCGAGCUGACCUAUCAAUUCCCGAUCCUGCUAUACGCAAAAGUAGGAAUAUUCCCAAGGUUCUCCUAUGGUUCCGGUCCCAGCUGAACUUUAACUUAAAGCUCAAUCGCAAGAGUACUGUAAAUUUUGGCUGGAAAUGUAAAUGU